UCCUCCUCCUCCUCCUCCAUCUUCCAAACCCCCUUCUCAUCAAAGUCUGUCGUUUUUUUCAACUUUUAUCGUCGCCUUCAUGUCGGAAAUGGUUGCUUUUUUUCCAAUGAUAAAUCAUUUAAUCAAAGGCGGAACCAGUCGCUUCUGCUUUGUCCAUGCUUCAGCCGAAAGGAUUCUGCCUUUCCCGCCGACGCAAAUCUGUUAUUGUUAUGUCGGUCUGAGCUUGUCCUUCAGUUUGCCCCUUAACUGCAGUUCUUGCCUCGAAAAUUGACACACGCAUCUAACACGCUUUGACGCACAGUCGUAUCAUUAUGGUGGCCGCUAUAGGUAACCAUUCAAAGCGAAUCUUGAUCGAGAAGUCAGCUCACCAUUCCCCGGUGUUGUUUUAUUUGGGACCCGACAAAGACGCAAUACGCAGAGGAUAGGUCAUUGUGUCUUACGAGACCGAUGGAAGUAGGGUUAAUAUGGGUGAAACUGAUAUAUGGGAAAAAGAGCGGUGAAAAAGGAUGAAGUUUUGGGAAAAUGUUCUUAUUUCUGGAAUAGGUCCAAAUAGAUCCGUGUAUGACCUUGACAGCGACCCGGGAACUUGAAUACUAGCGAAGUUUAGCACCAAACAACCAAAGGAAUCCAAAUAUAGCGCCAACAUAAUGAGACGCCAAGUUUAGAGAUCAAGACACCGAAAUGGCCAAUAGAAACGCAGGGAUGAAUGACGUGAAGCCCAUAAGCGUAAGGUGGAAACGACACGGCAUAAUGAUGCUGAACAGCGGAACACAGGGAAGCCGCCAAGGUGUACAACAGAGGUAAAUUAUGCCAAAUUAGUGUGUGUGCCAAUUGACAAAUAAGCUGAAUGUGAUAUUAACGGGAAAAUUCGUUAUCUUGAAAAAAGACAAUCCGUGCGCCCAAAUUAAUUAACACUACUUUCGUAAGAAUCAGUAGGCAGUAAUAAGAAAUACGAAAAGUUGGGUCGCAUAUUGCGUCCUUUCCCGGGAACAGUAGACACGAUGACCUCUCUUCCGCAUUCUGAAUGGGGUCGUAUAUUGCGCUGUUGCCAAAAAUACGUACUUCUGCAUUGUUCAUAUUUUUUCGACAAGGCCAUGGUUCAUGGCCGGGUUUACGUACUCCGGGGGGCAUUUGUAUCGAGCUAAAGAGCCGAACUGUUAAGAGCUUUGUGAUAUCACAAAUUUUGAUCCUCCAUAUUAUCGUCAGUUAAAAGUGGACACUAUUUUUACCAUUUAAUGAUAAUAGUAAAUGAAUUUAACGCCCGUUUGCGGGCAUUGAGUAUUUUUUCCCAGGUAAGAACCUUAAAACAUCUUGACCAGCCCCGCACAACAACUACCGCGAACUCUUUUUGUUUCUUUCUCAGGCACGUAAUUUCGCCAGUUAUUUUCUUUCAGCACAGUCGCUCCCCGGAGUAAGUAGUCCUGGCCAUAAACCAUACCCUUGACAUUUUUUCCUUAUAAAAACACUGCGUCCAGGCGGAUGUCUAAGUCCUAAGUCGCCAGCUCCGCUCAUAUUGUGGAGACAACUUCGCUCAUCACCGGACUGGUUUUCCACAGGGUGAUGUGGUCUUUCCAGGAUGCCUCAUGUCCACAGUUGCAGGCAACCACCCGACACUGUCUCCCUCUCCUAUGCUUUACAGUAAUCGGCAAGCAGACUAUCGAUACGAGGUCAGUGUCUUUCUGCAGCAUAAAAGAAUCCUUCUCACCAUUCUUCCCCCCCCCCGCCCCCACCUCCUUUCCCGCAGCUUUUAUACGCGGACAGCAAGAAAAUCCUCUACGACACCGGUGACGCCGACAUGUUGGAUCAACUGAAGGCCUUCACCCUGUUGGUGCAUUUUCGUCUUCCAAACAGCCUUGCCGGUAACACUGCUGCGGGUUCUGGAAGCGGGCAGUUCAACCUGGAAAUCGCCACUUCCAUCGCAACCCUCGGCCUUGAGGGCGUGGACUUUGCAAAAAGUGUCGCUGCGUCAGCGGUGGCGCCAAUUCUGGUUGGUCAAAGUGGAAGCGAUAAUGAGGAACAGGAGAAGGCCGUGUCUGGCGCGAACCAGCUGUCCUCACCGUCGCCAGCCUCGAAGAAGCCCUUUUUGGGCGCCUUCCGCAAAUUUCAGGGUCUACCCGGGUGUCUGCAUGCCGGUGAAGUCGUUUCUGAGGUUUUUGGAGUAUAUGAGGAGCAGUGAGUGCUGGAAUUACUGGGAGUCUUCCGCAACGCACGCAGUACUCCCCUGUAUCUUUUCCUCUCCUCGUUAGCCUUCCACCUCUCCACCCUACUCCUAUGACUCGCUUUAUGUCUGCUCCAUUGAAAUGUGAAAAUAAACAUAAAUUUGCCCGAGACAAAGUACGCGGUAGGUAGCUCGGAAACACAGCGAGCAUGUAAGAACACGUGUGUUUUAAAAAAAUAAACCGGAAGCAAACGUGAAUUUUAAAAUGGCUAGAAGUUCUCCAUUCUGUUGCCAACUUAGGGGAUAAUGUACGUUUCUACGAAGUGGGUGUAAGAGAUGAGUUUUACCAUAUCCUUUCUAGAAAAUUGGAUUCAAUUCGCACAGACACCGAUAAUCAAUGGAAUUAGUACACACUACUCAGGUAGACGCUUCUUGUUGAGUGCAGUUUUCGAAGGCAGCCACCUAGGCUCUCAGUCGAAACCCAACAUCCUGAUCUGCCAGAAAGCCCUAGAACUAUGAUGCAUGGUAAUUAGUAUCUCAAUUCCACUCAAGCUAUUCAGAAUCGUGCUUUAAAAUGUUAGUUAGGGUUACUAUGAGUUUCACCACGUAUUGCAGUUCCCCUAGAAACAACACAGACCAUAGCCUCGCCCCUCGAUAAUCUUCCGUCGCUCCCACACCUUCCUCAUGCUAGGCUGAAGGUUGCCAUUUGAGUAAUUUGUUUCCUUCCAUAUCCUCCGGACGAUUGACAAACUUCUCAGACAACCUGGCGGCUAUCACACUGCGUACUCCUAAAACGCACCCAUUUAUCUAAUCCGGAUUAAACACAGAGAGCUUGAUCGAAGCCAGUAAAACUGAAAUGGGAGAAAAUAAAUAUUUCUCGGUGGAGGAAGUUACGACAGCCGCCUCCUUCGUUUGCGUUCCGGAGACCAUGACGGAGCAUCGGACACCUUGUGCGUCGUGUCCGAGCGUCGCGGAUGGCGCACUUGUUCGCAUGCAGGCAAAACGACGUGGAGGCUGGUUGAAUAUGAAGCAAGCACCCGCGCCUCUCACGUUCGUGCGAGUCUUUUAUCUCCCUCAUUUCUUAAUGAACCAGGCCCAGAUUAAGAACUUUAUAAAGUGCUUAUCUUAUUCCACUCACAUGGUAUCAGGGAAUUUGCCGUGCUGCCUUAAACAUCACGGUCAGAUGUGGUAAUGUAGCCCAACCUGAAGUAAACCAAGCCCAGCCACCUGUAAUACGGGACCGGUGGCAAUAGGGGUUUUACAAGUGGCACGGGGGAACGUACAGGCGACGAGGUCAAGUAAUUCUGUGCAAAAGAAAAGCUAUUGGGAACGCGUGGUUGUACUUUGAGUGGUUAAGAAGUAGUUGUCCUAACUCCUAACCUUAGCCCUAAUCCGAACUCCAACAGUAUUGUGUCCAACAGGUGGGGCUUCAUAACCACAUCAUACCGAUAUUACUAAUGAUACUGAGUGUAUUCUUCUGAACUACUGAAUGGUCGCAUUACCUUUCAAGAGCCUCUCCUCUUAUUUCUACUUGACACAUACCAUUUAAAGGUAUAUAUUUAGCUUUCUUGGCUGUCGCGUGCGCGCCGCUUUUUCCUAAAUUGUCUCUUUUUCCUCAUUUUCAAUCCCUCAUUCCCUAGAUUCGCCUCGUACGCUGUGCCCGAGUCCUACUUUGAGGGAAGUGUUGGCUUCUACGGGAACCAACAUCUCAGACAGGUGGUAGGUCCCCCUUCUCAUUGGUUCAGGCCUGCGAUAAAAAUAACUCCAGGGCAAUUUAAUUUCCCCUACAUUUUAUGCUUCUCCAUCGAUGUGAGUGCAGUUUUGGAACAAGAGUACAUCACUGAGACUGUUCUACUAAAUUAUGCUGUUUUGCCCACCUGUCUUUGGAAUUUUAAUGUACCUCGAAACUGUUAACAUAAUAUGUCCGGAAGCAAACAACGCGAGUCUCCAAAACACACUGGGGAAGUUAUACCAUUUUUUUCAAUAUUCAGAUUUGCACAUGCGAAUCUUUGCUUAUUUUGAGUAAGUAGACACUGCAACAACGUCAAGGCCGGCUCAUGUACAAGCUGCAUUGGACAUUUCCAGAAAGCAUGGCGUUCAGGAUUGUCAGUAGCACAACCCUAUUUAAGUAAUCCGUCCCGAUCGGAAACUUAUUUCAGAAUUUUGGUUAAUAUUUAAUGGGAUCCGUCGCUGUCUGUGCAUAUUUGGAAUAGGUCAACUUCUUUGGCACCCAAAGGACUUUACUGUGUUUAUUCCCAAAACUGAUUCCCCAGAUCCUCCCCGCACCCAUGAACAAAAUAAGAAAACACUCAUUCAAAAUUUUGUGUGUCGUGUAUAAACCGAUAUGUCUGUCGAUUGAUGCGUCACCUGAGUGCACAGCUUUUAGGAAUUCGCGGCGUUCCACUCCGGGAAGGCGCCAAUGAUGUGACUUUUUUCUCACGCAAUACGUGCCUCGUGUCUAGCUUGUGCAUGGCCACCUGCGACAGAUGUUUUAGUCAUUUAACUGCCAAGCAGUGCUCGCGUGCAUUGAAGGGGGCAGGUUUUCCUGUUUGUCCACAAUAAACUACAUCGCAACCGGUACCUGGGAUUUUUAGACGAUUUAACUCCAUGCGAAACAGCCCCCUGUUCCUAAAGUGUAUGAGCCUGGUGGGCAACUUAGUUGUAGGAACGUUCUUUAAGUGGUUGUUUUUAGGUCUCGACGACUGUAGUUUUUUAUUCUCCUUUCACUCGUGGCGUCUCCUACACGGCCGCACAAUGUCAAAGGGUGUUCGGUUUGGGAGAAUAGUAGAGUUUAUUCUGCUUAAUAACUUCCUUCGUUGGGUUAUUAGGUUUCGUUUCUAUUCCCUAACUUCUGUCUGGGAGAAAGACGACUGUUGUCAUAGUGUGUGAUGAUCCCCAACUGGAAGUCUUCUAUCAACUUUCGUUUUGAUAGUAAAUUCACUUAUCGGGAAAUUGGGACCUAGAGUGCUGUUGAGCAAUUCCAGUUGAUCUUUUUUGACGAUAAGAAAUGUAGCUGACACCCGACUGUAAAACAACUCUGUGACGGCGGCGGAAUUCGAACCGCCCGACAGCAGGGACAUGGCCUGAGUACAGCCAGCGUUCUCAUCACCUCCCCUACGCGGCCCCCGAACGAGAGCCCUGCGUCUUUCACACUUGUACCCGCUCGGGUGUUCGAGCCUCUUUACGAAUGCCGGUUUUUUUUCACAGUUGAGUCAGUUUGAUUAUUCAGAUCUGCCAACAGUAACAGAUGUCUCAUGCACGUUUACUUUUGCCAGAAGUUUACUUGCAGUCGAACGCACAGGGACCUUUUUUAUUGGCGGAGUAAGAGUUACUUUCUGGACAAGGAGAUCUGGGACCUGAAGCGAAUCCUCCACAGACACAAAUCCGCGACGCAGGCCAAAUCUAGCAUAAUCGAGUCAAACAGGGAGAUUGAGUUAGAUAAUACCAUUAGGUCCUAAGUUGGGAGCGUGGUUCCUUCUGCUUUUUAUAGGAACUUUCUUGAGUCGUCGAUGCUGAUUUCGGACUUUUCUGUAGGCGGAUAAAUUUGGUGAGGUACUCACUUGGAGCUCUUCUGGUUUAGACACCACUUGUAGAAUUCUGAAGGACAAGUCGAGGUACAAUUCGUUGCCUCCCAGAUGAAAAGUCACGAGCACUAAAACCCUUGUAGCGCAAGAACUGCCUACCGACAUAUGGAAAGUCUUACCGCGUUAAAGGAACGAUGGAUGUUCUAAAAAAAGGCAUAAUUUGGUUUUUGAAGUAUUACUUAUUAGCUAGGAAAUAGUCUAUUUCAUCGAGAGCCAUCAAAUCAGAAAAGAUGACUUAAUGACGAAUCAAUUAUAUAAGACCCAAUAUAACUGACGGGAGAGAAAAUGUGAUACAACGGCAAAAUAAUGAGAAAAAAACCGUAGAAAAUACAACGCUGGCUCGCUUUCUUGAGUGCCCUUUAGGUUUUAGAACUGCUGUAAGUCCAGCAGACAUAUAUACUGCUAAGUUGUCUAUGGUAGUUUGGCCUACACAGUUAGGAGACACAAAAUCCAGCUUUUUCUGUAUUGAAAGGCAUUGUUUCUUGCCUUGUCUUUAUUCCUUUUGAUUAAUGCAAAAUGACUUUCGAUCGGCUACUGGCGGGAAUAAAAGUGCUUCGCAGACGGAAAGACUGGCUCUGAUUUAGAAAAAUAAACAGAUUAUAGUCGCAGGCCUCAAGCCUCAUUUGAGUGGUGAACGGUGACAUUAUUCUGCAACAGUACAGUGUGCAUUCGACGUUAACAAAUGCUGUCGUGACCGAUGUAGAUUGACACCUUGCCAUUAGUGAUCUCCGCUGCCGACCGUCAGAUCGGUCGGUCUGCGAACCAUCCAAACCAUCAGACGUCGUCAGUUGCUAACGAUACAGUGUAUUCUCAUCGAAAAUUCUUUAUGGUGCUUGACGGAUAAAAUCGUCAUCUUGCUUUCUUGUGGAUCGCUUUGGUUCAAUUUGCUUACUUCUGGCCACUGCCCUAUUAUUAAUAAUCUUCCAGAGAGUGUCCUGGCAAAUACGAAAAAUGUUAGCUAACUACUCACACGCACUAGCCCUUCGGCUGUCACUUUUUUUUCGAUGCGCAUAGAUUUAACGUCCGACAGGAACGUUGCUAUGACAUCUUUGUCGCACGACGUGACACAGAAAAGUGACAGCAUGCCGCGGGAGCUCAAGAUACACUAGGUGGGCUAAAAAACGAAGUGUCAACCGAAAUCCCGAGAUGCGUUUUCGUUUCAAAAAGAUUUAUUAAGUGGGGUUGUAAAACUAGUCAGCCUGCAACAUAAUUCUAUAAUAUUUCAGUUACCUCGGGAUUACGGCUUUCGAACGAACUUCCUUCCGGCUGCAUGCAAGAGUUACACUCUAUAAGGAAUGAAUACUUAAGUAGCAUGCAAUUUCACCAUCGAUUUUCGAUGUCCUUAAAGAUUCAAGUAUAUUUCAUGGAAAAAUGCAUAAAAAUGUUCAUUCUUUUACUUAUUCGGUUGAAAAUGACGUCUUUUUCCAAUUUUAUACUCGAAGGAGGGGCAUUAUUCGGUUUUAAAAAAGUUGCUAAUUGAGGGACUUUUAAAUACCGUGAAAUGGCCGUUCAUAAAUCGUCAUUUCUCUGCAUUUACCUAUGUGGCUUGUAAAUUUAACAAUGUAGAUCAAAUCCACUGCUAAAUUUUAUGAAUCGUAUAUGGUCCCUCUUUAUCAUCGUAGAGAAAUGUGUGGUUAUCCGUACGCGGAAAAUGUGCGGCUUGUAGUGUGGAAACCCCGAAUGCAAGUGUCACGGCACAGCGCGUUGAAAAUUAUUCGGAAGUUGGAAAAGUUUUUGAAAACCGAAUUAUACACUUCUUUCGAGUAUAAUGUUGGAAGAAGACGUAGUUUUCUACCAAACGAGUAAAACAAUGUAUAUUUUUUGCAUGUUGUCCAUGAAUUAUAAUUGAAUGUUUAAGGGCAUCGAAGAUCAACGAGAAAAAUUCAUGCUACUUAAGUAGUCAUUUUUUGCAGGGUGUAGUUUUGGCAUACGACAAAAAAGGAGUUCGUUCGAAAGCCGACAUCCUGCGGUGACCGAAUUAUUAUUGAAUUAUGCUGCAUGAUGAUUAAUUUUACAACCCUAUUUAAUUAAUCUUUUCGAAACGAAAACGCACUUCGGAAUUUCGAUUGACAUUUCGUGAGUUAGCCCGCCUGCUGUACAUAUUUGUUAUCACCUUAUUAUUCUCGCUGUGGUAGAGCAGAGUAUUUCGAAGCAAGUUUAUUACUGUAUUGUUUCGCAUAAAAGACCACAGAUUCGAAAAAUAGAAUUUUUAUGGUUUAGUAUGCUUCUCGUUUCUUUAAAAUAGUGCGAUUUCGCACAGCCGGAUCCACCUGAUUUUCUUGGGUGCAAAAUCCCUUUUUUCGUUUCCAGAAGGGAUUUUCUAAGAAGAUUUUCCUGCUCAUCUUAGUGUUCCCUUAUAGUACAAUGCGUGAAAACAAUAAACCUUGGCAGGUGAUACAGAAUAAUGCAGGAAAUUACCCGGGCAUCAGGAAAUGUUCGAUUUCGCCUAAACUUCGCCCAUUUUCCUCCCAUAAAAGAAAUUUGAAAUGAACUCUUCCAUGGUAAAGGGUUUUCUGUGCCUGAAGUCAAUUCAAUUAACAACCACUGAAAUGCCGAUCACGACAUUUCAUGGGUUUCGUCAUGCUGCCAGUCGUGGCAGGUCAACAGACUGUGAUGAA
Molecule: messenger RNA, 8360 nt
Organism: Spirometra erinaceieuropaei
Lineage: Eukaryota; Metazoa; Platyhelminthes; Cestoda; Diphyllobothriidea; Diphyllobothriidae
Source: the annotation of a GenBank genome assembly